AAGACUAAUUAAACCCCUAUUUUGGCACUUGUUCGGAGAACAAAGAGAAACCCAAGAACCAAACAAGAAAAAGAAAAGAGAAGAGAACUCCCAUUCUGUGUCACUCACAGGCCUGAGCUCUCUCUCUCUCUCUCUCUCUCUCUGCGUGUGACCACUUCCAUUAGUCCAUUUUAGCAGAUACCCAGCUUUACCCUUCUCUCUCUCUCUCUCUCUCUCCGUGACCGUCAUUAUUUCCCAGGAGAUGAAUGGUGAGAUGGGUUUCUCUAAAAACUGUUUCCAAGAGCUACAUUACUAGAGACCCACUUUAUAUGUAUCAGUGUAAGAAAUGGGUUGGUUUAAUCCUUCUUUAAAAGCACCAUUUUUCACUCUCUUUCUUUACAACCCCAGUGACCAAAACCCACAAAACCUUCAUUUUGGCACAAGCCCCGCAUCUUUGUUCACCCACAUUCCUCCAAAAAAAAGCCCCAGCUUUUUCACUUUUCUCUCUAGCCCAAUCUUUUAAAAGCAGAACCACCACUCUCAACUGAACUUAGCAAGCAAACAGGGAUGGGUUGUGUUGCCUCUAAACUAGAGGAGGAAGAAGUAGUCUCUAUCUGUAGAGAGAGAAAUGGGUUUCUCCAAAGCUGUGUACCAGGGCUACCAUUUUACUAGAAACCCACUUUAUAUGUAUCAGUGUAAGAAAUGGGUUGGUCUAAUCCUCCUUUAAAAGCACCAUUUUUCACACCCUUUCUCUGAAACCCCAGUGAUCAAACCCACAAAACCUCUAUUUUGGUACAAACCCCCCACAUCUUUCUAAUCACAUUCCUCCAAAAAUCCCACCUUUUAAACUUUCUUUAACCCAUCUUUAAAAGCAGAACCACCAGUCCAAAACUUGGCAAGAAAAGAGGGAUGGGUUGUGUUGCCUCUAAGCUAGAGGAAGAAGAAGAAGUUGUUUCUAUUUGUAAAGAGAGAAAGCGUCAGCUAAAGUUAGCUGUGGAGAGAAGGUAUGCUCUUGCAGAUGCACAUUGUAGGUACUGUCAAGCUCUGUAUGGAGUCUCAGCUGCUAUAAACCUGUUUGUUUCUCGUCAUUCUUCACCCUCUUCACCAUUUCUCAUCACUUUCCCACCAUCGUCUCCGCCCAGAGAAAAUGUGGUCUCCAACCCAUUGUUCCUUCGACAAACACCAUCUGAACCAACCCAGAAAGCCAUUAAUUGUGAAUCAUGUGGUUCUUCAACAUCUUCAGAAGAAGAUGAAAGAGAAGAAGAAAAAACGGAGAGAGAAGAGGAAGAAAAAGGUUUUGGGUAUUUCUAUAUGCAAGUGCCACCACCAUCAAUGCCAUCUCCACAGAGGGAUUUUGGGUGGGAUUUCUUUAACCCUUUCGACAGCGUGAGACCGGAGAUUAUAAGUGGGUAUAAUCACAACUCUGAUGAGGAUUUGAGGGCAGUGAGGGAAGAAGAGGGGAUUCCAGAGUUGGAAGAGGAAGGGGAGAGAAUGGAGGAAGAGAAAAAGGCGGUGAUGGUGAGUGAAGGGAGUGAAAAUGUUGAGCAUGAAGAGAGUGAAAAUGUUGAUGGUAGGGUAAUGGAUGGUGUUGUGAACCAUGGGGAGCAGAAGGGUAUAACAGUAAUUAACUCACCAGUGAAAGGGAGAGAGUUGUUGGAAGCGUUGAAGGAUAUUGAGGAUCAUUUCAUUAGGGCUUGUGAUUCUGGCAAGAAUGUAUCAAGAAUGUUGGAGGUAAAUAGGGUUCAAUUGCAAUCUGGUUUGGAGGAAAUAAAAGAGAACUCGACAAAGCUCAUCCAAGCCAUCACAUGGCGGUCCACUUUGUCUCGAACCUCUUCAUCAUGUAAAAGUCUUGUGGCAUCUAGUUCUAAAAGCUCUUCGACAUGGACGGAAUUUAGCAACGAUCUCUUUGAUGAUUAUGGAGGAAUGGAAUCUGGAAGCCAUUCUCUGACACUAGGAAGGCUAUAUGCUUGGGAAAAGAAGCUUUAUGAAGAGGUUAAGGCUGGAGAUAGUACCCGGAAAAUUUAUGAUAGAAAGUGCAAUCAACUAGGAAAUCAGGAUGCUAGAGGCGAUGAUGGACUUGCUGUGGACAAAACCCGAGCUGCGGUAAAAGAUUUAUAUAGCAGGAUCUUGGUUGCAAUUCGAAGUGCUGAAUCAAUCUCGAAUAAAAUUGAGAAACUGAGGGAUGAAGAAUUGCAACCCCAAAUUAUGGAAUUGUUACAAGGGCUGAUGAGAACCUGGAAAGUUAUGUUGGAAUCUCAUGAAAUCCAGAACAAGAUUAUGUUUGAAGUCAAAUCAUAUACCCGUCCCACUUAUGGAAAAUUCUGCAAUAACUCUCACCUACUUGCUACGCUACAGCUUGAGGCUGAGCUUCAGAAUUGGCGAGCACGCUUCAUAGAUUACAUUGCAGCACAAAAGGUGUAUAUUGAAGCUCUCCAUGGAUGGCUAUCAAAGUUUGUCAUCCCCGAAGUUGAAUUCUGCUCUAGGAGGAGGAGUUCAUCGCCGCUCUGUCGAGUCAAUGGCCCACCAUUGCUUUUGAUCUGCCGCGAUUGGUUAGCUUCCAUGGAAAAGUUGCCGGAUAAGACGGUAGCAUUUUCAAUGAAAAGCUUUGGAAAGGAUUUACGAGCUUUAGGGGUUCAGCAGGGGGAGGAACAACAACAGAAGAGGAAAGUCGAUGGUAUGGCCAAAGAACUCGAUAGAAAGAUUUUAGCGUUCCAAAAGGCAGAGAACAAGAUUUUUGAAUCAAAGCUUUCAGACCAUAAUUCAGAGCCAGACAUUGAGCACCGGGCUGAGUGUUUGAAAGAAAAGAAGGAUUUGUUGGAUGGUUUUAGGAGGAGGGUUGACGUAGAGAAGGAGAAACACCACAACUGCAUGCAAGAAACACAACGGAUCACACUGAAUGGAUUUCAGACCGGGUUUUAUGGAGUCUUCGAGUCCUUGACAGAGUUUUCCAAGGCAUCUCUGAAAAUGUAUGACGACCUUUUGAACACUGAAAAAGCUGUGAAACCGGGAUACGUUGAGGGCUUUCAAGGCAAAGAAAAUGGCAGCACGUGAAAUGGAAAACUAGUCUAAGGUACUUCAAGAUUUUAAGGUUUGAGGGUUCUGAAGUUGUUGUACAUUACAUAUUGUGUCGAAGCUGCUCGCUGAGACAGACAUUUAUUUACAUUUGUAGUUUGGAUUUCUUUGCAGUGAUUGAUGAAUCAUUGCAUUAAGUUGUUUAUUAUGUAGAUGUAAUGGUAGCCCCCAUUUUGUGUGAGAGAUUUGUAAAUUCCCUUACUUCUUACAACCUUGUUUGGCAAAAAUCCCAAGAGGCUGUGUAGAGGGGAAUAUUGAGGUGGGCAAUCUUGUAAGUAGUUGUUUGUUGUGUUGAAAAUAAGAAAACCUCUAGAAAACUGUAUUUUAUUA
Molecule: messenger RNA, 3381 nt
Organism: Camellia sinensis
Lineage: Eukaryota; Viridiplantae; Streptophyta; Magnoliopsida; Ericales; Theaceae
Product: protein ALTERED PHOSPHATE STARVATION RESPONSE 1
Source: RefSeq, a predicted model, not a curated record